Messenger RNA from Dicentrarchus labrax (European seabass), 3942 nucleotides. It is a transcript of the gene mpi, whose product is annotated as mannose phosphate isomerase. Gene Ontology annotation, molecular function: zinc ion binding; mannose-6-phosphate isomerase activity. Gene Ontology annotation, cellular component: cytosol. Lineage: Eukaryota; Metazoa; Chordata; Actinopteri; Moronidae. The transcript is spliced from 8 exons. Gene Ontology annotation, biological process: carbohydrate metabolic process; GDP-mannose biosynthetic process. Bases 51 to 1319 code for a protein of 422 amino acids. The record is from RefSeq and is a predicted model, not a curated record.
GCUCGUCGAUCGGUGACGUCAGCAGCGCUCUGACAGCCGACGUCGCAGCCAUGGAGGAAGUGAGAGUGUUUCCCCUCACCUGUGCCGUGCAAAACUAUGCAUGGGGGAAGGUUGGUGUGGACAGCGAGGUGGCCAAACUGGUGGUUGGUGGAGACCCACUAGCUGUCAUAGAGGCUGGCAAGCCCUAUGCAGAGUUGUGGAUGGGUGCUCACCCAAAAGGUGAUGCCCAGAUUAAAGACAACAGGAUCGCACAGACUACACUGGGACAGUGGAUCGCCCACUUCCCUGCCUGCCUGGGCUCCAAGGUCAAAGACACCUUCCAGGGACAGCUGCCUUUCCUCUUCAAAGUCCUCUCUGUCAACACAGCCUUGUCCAUACAGGCCCACCCCAACAGAGAGUUAGCUGCUCGUCUCCAUGCUCAGUUUCCGGAGCACUAUCCAGACAACAACCACAAGCCGGAGAUGGCCAUCGCUCUUACCCGCUUUCAGGGCCUCUGUGGCUUCAGACCAGUGGAGGAGAUCCUGGGAUACCUUAAAUCUGUCCCAGAGUUCCGAGCUCUGGUGGGAAGUGAGGCAGCGGAGGAGCUGCAAUGCUGCAUGGGAGAUGUGGUUCAGACGAGCCAGGUGCUGAAGAAGUGCUUCACCAGGAUGAUGAACUGUGAGAAGAAGGUGUUCGUAGAUCAGCUCAACAUGCUGGUCAAGAGAGUCACUGAAGAGGGUGCAGCAGGGAAGGACACAUCAAGCAGCAACGGUGACCUGUUGCUCCGCCUUCACUCCCAGUACCCCGGAGACAUCGGCUGCUUCUCCAUCUACUUCCUUAACCACAUGGUCCUGGAACCAGGCCAGGCCAUGUUCCUGGGUGCCAAUGAGCCGCACGCUUACCUUUACGGAGACUGUAUCGAGUGCAUGGCCUGCUCAGACAACACGGUGAGGGCCGGUCUGACACCGAAAUACAUUGAUGUCAACACGCUGUGUGAGAUGCUGAGUUACAGCCCCGCCCCCGCCAGCUCCAAAAUCUUUCCGUGUGUUCAGGACGCUUCAGACCCAUGUGUGUCCCUGUACGACCCCCCAGUGCCAGACUUCACUGUCAUGAGGAUACAGGUCCCAGCCUCAGUGAAGCAGUACACUGUUGCUCCAGUCGACAGUGCCAGCAUCCUCCUGGUCAUUGAGGGUGACGCCACGGCAACCUGUGCCGCUGCCCUUUCCGACAUCACGCUGAGGCGGGGCACCGUCCUGUUUGUCUCGGCCAACGAGAGCGUCUCCCUGCACAUCACUUCUCAGUCGGGGAUGACCAUGUUCCGAGCCUGCUGCCUCCUGUAGCUGUGAGUCUGUGGCUGUGUGUGAAAGCUCAUACUACCUGUGUGUUUUCCUCUGGUUUGACUCAACAAGUCUACACUGUGUUAUGGAUUGAGCCCAAUGAUCUCUGUGCACUUCUUAGUAGGUAGUAUGCUAAAAGAGCUUUCAGACACGGCGUGUCGAUGCUCGUCUGUGCCCGCUGCUCCCCCCCAACCCUAAUUUGACCUGCGGACUGCUCUGCCGCCUCCAGCAGUGUUCUUUCACUUUAAAAUCCAGCAGUGAUCCAUCGCUGUCUUUUUAACUAUCCUGUUUUUUACCUGUAUUGGUGCAAUUACAUCUUAUAGAAAGAGCAGAGCAUACAUACCCAAAUUCCUCUUAGGUACACACAGAUAAUAAAAAGUAAAAUACGUUCACAACACUGAACAGGACACAAUAUAAAAAAGUGCAAAUGACACUGUUAGGAUCCCUGGAUCCUCGAAAGGUUCCUGAUGAGGCUUAUGAUGCAGAUCGACUGAUCAAAAUGUUGCAUGAAAGCUUAUUCUUGACCUUGGAAACCGCAGUUGAGAAAACAAUCUCAUAAGAUCAAUUUAGCUUUAAGCUUUAAUUCUUUUUAAGAAGAAAUUCAAAUGUGAAAAUCUACAAUUCCAUGAAAGACGGCCAGACACUUUUUGCUGAUAAAGGUCAUAAGAUAUGAUUGAGAGCUUAAAUUCAGCUAAUAAAUAAACCUUUUUGUGAGAUUGUUUUCUCUAAGUAUUGUUCAUGUGCAACUUACAGUGUGGGAGUUUUUUUUUACUGGUCUGGGUUUGUGGCAUUCUCCUUUUUAUUCCUAAUACACUUCCAGCUGUAUGUUGUUAUCUUCCAAUGUGAGACAGAGGUAACACACACUAACAGUGAUUUAUUCCAACAGCACUGAAGCAGGGUAGGGGAUAUGUUUACAAUGGUGCAGUACACCACCACUCACUGCUUUGUACAAAUACAGUACCACCUUGUUGAGAAUUGAGAGAGUGUUAAAAGAGCCAGCAGAUUGUCUUUCUCCAGGAUCACUGGUGCAACUUCCUCUUUUAUCAUUUUAGUUUAGCUUGAACAAGUAAAUAUCCUCCUCUGGGAGAAAUACAAUGUUAGUAUAUCAACAGUUGAGAGAAUAUAGUGUUAUACUGAGAUGCCUGUGCAUGUUUGAUUUAGAGCAGUAAUACUGGAGAGGGCCUCGACUGUGAUAAUGGUACGAGCCACCAUCCACAGUGAAGUUGACCCUGGAUAGUUGUACUGCUUUUAACUGUUACCAGCGCAUGUUUAUGGUCUGGAAACUUCUCCUCAAAGUAGUGAACAAUCAUAAAAAGAGAAGAAAGAAAAAAAACAAAACAGGAGCAAUCACAAAGGACCACUAACUAUCUUUGUCCCAUGAAGCAUGGCGACAUGGGAAUCAGGAAUGCAUAUUGAUUAAAACUCCAACAUAUAUGAUUGAAAAUGCACUACUGCUGCUUGUUCCAUACUUAAUACAAUUUGACCCAAGUCGGUUUACACAUCCACGUAUUGUACAGUUGUUCAACAAAAUGCUGCAUUCAAUUUUAUAGCAUUAGAGGAACAAUCGUGUCCGUAUUUGAAGCCAAAUUUUUCAGACUUUGCAUGUUUUGUUGUUUGUACUGAUUCAUCAAUACGUGACAUUACAUACUAAGAGAAUUUAUCCCUGGCUUUAUUAUAAGGUUUUAUCUGUACAUUGUCAUAUAAUGGGGGUGAGUGGCUUAUCUUUACUGUAAAAUCUUUUAUGGUGACCACUUUCCAACACUGUUGAUACAAUAUUGCAACUAGAUUAUUUCAGGAUGGUGCAAACAUCUGCAUAAUAUUCCAGUUCACACCAGGGUCAGUCUGAAUUCAAUCAUGAAGAGGACUUUAUUGUUGCAACAGUUUUUAUAGAUAGUCUUGAAUCAAAUAUUUGAGAACGAAUGCUCUAUCAGCCUGCCAACCUACCACUGAGUGAAUAUUUCUACAUGACUACAGUGAAAUGAGCCAAUGCUAAUGUUUUUACCUACUGACCAUGUUAGCGAUGUAGGUUGAUCUCUGAUAUAGAUGAUGUUUGUGGUUGCUACGACUGUUGAAAAAAGGAAGAAUAUUAAGAGAUUGAAGGGCGUUAAUAGUUAAAAUUACUGCAUCUUUUUGAUUAAAGAACCAUUACCUCAAAUUCAUCCUUCUGUAUCUCUAAAAUUGUAGCAUUUCCAGUUAUUUUUGUCAACAACCUAUUUGCCAUCUUUUCUAAAUGUUUUAAUUUAGUGAGGUAAUCUUGUAGAGGUUAAUGUUUUAAACAGUAUCUGAUUUUAAUUUGUCAUUCAACUAUCACACCUUUGUUACUGAUCUUGUUUUGAGUCACCUUUUACUUUUAAUGCUGUUCGUCCAGGACUUUGCACAGAAAUUAUUUGUUAUUUCUUUUUAGGAUUUUUUCACUUUCAACUCUUGUCCUUCAAAUGCACACAAAUCUGAAGGCCACACUGUUUUACCUUAAUUGUUUUAUUUAACUAUUGUGGGAACAUUACUUGGAAUAUUUUUAGUGAAGGCAUGGUUUAGCAUUUUUGAUCAAUGGUGAUGCUGUAACCUGGGACUGCAGAGAACACGUGUAUGUAAAAGUGGUUUAAUAAAGCCUUGUUCUGUUACUGAA